AUGACGACCCGGCUCUCCACGGGCCGGCUCCCCAGCGCUCUCCAGACGGCGACUCACGCCGUUAGCCUCCUGGAGAAUGACCCACUCUACAACAGCGGCCACGGUGCCGUCUUCACGCGCGACGGCACCAACGAGCUGGAGGCCUCAGUCAUGGUCUCGCGCGGACACAAGAAGCGCGCCGUCGGCGUGUCGGGCGUGCGCCGCGUGCGCAACCCCAUCCUCCUGGCGCGCGCCGUCCUCGAGAACGGCGAGGACGACCUCGAGGUCGCCGCCGGGCGCCCCGACGUGCCCUCUGCCCAGGGCCACGGACACCUGCACGGCGACGAGCUGACGGCGACGCUGGCGGCGCGGUACGGACUCGAGACGGUGGCGCCAGCUUACUUUUUCACGCAGAGGCGGUGGGACGAGCACAUUGAGGCGCUGCGGCGCGAGGACCGCGAGGGCGCCGUGGCGGCGACGUGGAGCGACAAGGCAUUUCUGCCGCAGGGGACCGGCGGCUCGACGACGGUUACUCGAUCUUUCGCUGGGUCUGGAACCGGCAAUGGGGACUCGUUUCUGCGAAUUGCCGCGUUGCACUCCGUGGUGUCUCGUGCACAGUGGAAGCGGGAGUCCAGCGCGAAGGCGUUGUCGGCUAUUGCAGGCCCCAGGGGUGAGCUGCAGAAGAGCGCAGGUGAUCGUUGGGGUCGCACGGGCGAGGGGCAGGGCGGCAUCAUCGGGAUCGAGUUGACUGUUGUGCGCGGGCCGCAGGGCGAUGUCCUCAAGACGCGAUCAGAGGUUCUGCAGGACUACAACUGUGCCGGCAUGUUUCGGGCAUGGCUUGACGACGAUGGAAGGAGCCAUGCGGAGGUCUGGCGCGGUGACUCGGCUGUAGAAGCUCACCUCGAGAGCUUGGAAGAGUACUGCCGCACGGCUCGUGGCCAACGGCGCGGCGCAGACGAGCGCCUGACGCCACUUCUCUGCCAGCGCCAUCUGCAGGGCCUCCCAUAA
Molecule: messenger RNA, 987 nt
Organism: Verticillium alfalfae VaMs.102
Lineage: Eukaryota; Fungi; Ascomycota; Sordariomycetes; Glomerellales; Plectosphaerellaceae
Product: L-asparaginase
Exons: 3
Coding region: 1-987 (328 amino acids)
Molecular function (GO): hydrolase activity
Source: RefSeq, a predicted model, not a curated record